GACCUUGCUUUAGUCCGGUAUUCCCAAAGAAAUUAUUACAAAAUGUAACAAAGCUAACUACGAGAUCGAGCAACAUAAAUAUCUUCCUUCCCACUAUAUAUAUAGUAGAGUUUCUCAGUGUUUCUUAUUCAAUAUUUUCACCUUUUUAUUUGUUCGUUUGGCAAGUGAAAAUGUCUCCAACGAAGGACUAUUCUCACCAAAAUGGAAGACUUAUGACGUGUCGUGAUCAGACGGUGGCCGCAGAUACGAAUGAGAGUGAAGACUAUGAUGAUCUUUUACGAUUAUUGAAUAGAAGUAGGCCCUUAAAUAUAGAGAGGAAUAUAUCAUUGGUUGAAAUAAGGCCUUUCUUCGGUGAAAUGUCAUCCACCACAAACACUAGUACCCAAUAUUAUUAUAAUAAUUGUCAUCACAACAGAAAUAAUAACCAUCAUCAUCAUGUAUCUUCUCCUGUGAGAAGAUCUGGUUUUAGUAUCCCCAGAUCCAACGGUUACUAUGAGUCACAUCCCAUUAUUGCCGAUGCCUGGGAAAACUUGAGGAGAUCAUUGGUUCACUUCCGUGGUCAACCUGUUGGAACUCUUGCUGCUCUUGACCAUUCCAAAGACGAACUUAACUAUGAUCAGGUGUUUGUUAGAGAUUUUGUGCCAAGUGCAUUGGCGUUUCUGAUGAAUGGAGAGGAAGAAGUAGUGAGAAAUUUUCUUCUAAAGACACUAAGGCUCCAAUCAUGGGAGAAAAUAGUGGACCAGUUCAAGUUAGGAGAAGGAGUAAUGCCAGCAAGUUUCAAAGUGUUACAUGAUCCUGUAAGAAACUCUGAGACUAUAUUUGCUGAUUUUGGUGAGAGUGCAAUAGGAAGAGUGGCCCCAAUUGAUUCUGGAUUUUGGUGGAUUAUAUUACUUCGUGCUUACACAAAAUCCACAGGAGACUCCUCCUUGGCUGAUAUGCCACAGUGCCAAAAUGGUAUUCGCCUUAUUCUAAGCAUAUGCUUAUCAGAAGGCUUCGACACUUUUCCAACUCUCUUAUGCGCGGAUGGAUGUUGUAUGAUUGAUCGCAGAAUGGGUAUUUAUGGUUACCCAAUAGAAAUACAAGCAUUAUUUUUCAUGGCAUUAAGAUGUGCUCAAGUUUUGCUUAAGCAAGACGAUGAUCAUGUAGUAGUGGGGAAUAAAGAGUUUGUGAAACUAAUAGGUGAUCGUCUCCAAGCAUUGAGUUACCAUAUAAGGAGUUACUUUUGGUUGGACCUUAAGCAACUUAACGAUAUAUAUCGAUACAAAACAGAGGAGUACUCCCACACAGCUGUAAACAAAUUCAAUGUGAUGCCCGAUUCUCUUCCUGACUGGGUUUUUGAUUUCAUGCCUACACGUGGUGGUUACUUCAUUGGGAAUGUAAGCCCUGCUAGAAUGGAUUUUCGUUGGUUUUGUUUAGGCAAUUGUGUUGCUAUUAUUUCUUCUUUGGCUACUCUUCACCAAGCUUCAGCUAUUAUGGAUCUUAUUGAAGCCCGUUGGGAAGAGUUGGUUGGAGAAAUGCCACUUAAAAUAUGUUAUCCUGCUAUUGAAGGUCAUGAAUGGCAAAUAGUAACUGGUUGUGAUCCUAAGAACACAAGAUGGAGUUAUCACAAUGCCGGUUCUUGGCCAGUGCUUAUAUGGCUGUUAACGGCCGCGAGUAUAAAGACCGGUCGUCCUCAGAUAGCAAGGCGUGCAAUUGAAUUAGCCGAAAGCCGAUUGUCGAAGGACCAGUGGCCGGAGUACUACGACGGUAAGGCUGGGAGGUACGUGGGAAAACAGGCUCGUAAGUUCCAAACAUGGUCUAUUGCAAGCUAUUUGGUGGCUAAAAUGAUGCUUGAAGACCCUUCUCAUUUGGGAAUGAUAUCACUCGAAGAAGACAAGCAAAUUAAACCUGGCCUUAAAAGAUCAGCAUCCUGGACAUGUUGAUACACACAUAUAUAGAUAUAUAUAUAUACACCCUAGCUUUCUUGUUUAACUAGUAUAUGAAAAUUUUAUGGUGCACUGUGUAUCCAAGUACUUCUUUCAUCUUAUUUAUAUUUAGAUGAUUUUAGUUUUAAUAUUUUUAUAUCACAGUGUAUAUCCCGUAAUUAUAUAUAACAUCCUUUAAAUUU
This is a messenger RNA of Cannabis sativa, 2107 nucleotides long. Its product is annotated as probable alkaline/neutral invertase F. Lineage: Eukaryota; Viridiplantae; Streptophyta; Magnoliopsida; Rosales; Cannabaceae. Gene Ontology annotation, molecular function: endo-alpha-N-acetylgalactosaminidase activity; sucrose alpha-glucosidase activity. Gene Ontology annotation, biological process: sucrose catabolic process. The transcript has 4 exons. The record is from RefSeq and is a predicted model, not a curated record. The coding region runs from base 171 to 1922 and encodes 583 amino acids.